AGCUGAUUCCAAGAGUUGCAACUUGUGGUUCGGUUGUUGUGCUUUGUAGCCGGAAGAUUUGUACCCAAAGCUCUUCUUACGUUUAGUUGUCUUCCUCAAACAGUGAUCAACACCAUUAUGGAGGGGGAAGUGGUGAAGAAGCUUGCUCCAAAACUUGGAAUUUCUGUGCCAAGCACAAUCAAGAAAGCUCUAGAGUUGAUGAGGAUGUGUGAUGCCAGGUGUACUAACCUGUCAUCUCUGGGGGUCCAGGGGUCAUGUAAGGCCGUCCUCUGUCUGGAGCUGGCAGCCAGUUGUCAGGACCAGCCCGUCAAUAAGGAUGUUGCAGUACGGCUGUCAGGUGUCUCAAAGAAAGUUUACAGCAAUGCGCUGCAGACCCUGGGACGGAUGCUGGAUGUGCAGCCCAAGGCCAACGUGAAGGACCUGUGUGUUCAGUUUGGCUGUAUCGGGGCAGCAGAAUUAGCAAAGGACAUUUUACACAGGUAUCAGGAUGAGCUUCAGACAAAAGUUUCUGAUGCUGACAUCUCACAACCAAUGUUUCCAGCUGCAGCGGUGUAUGCAAGUGCAAAGUAA
This is a messenger RNA of Branchiostoma belcheri (Belcher's lancelet), 570 nucleotides long. Its product is annotated as origin recognition complex subunit 6-like. Gene Ontology annotation, biological process: DNA replication; DNA replication initiation. Gene Ontology annotation, molecular function: DNA binding. Gene Ontology annotation, cellular component: nuclear origin of replication recognition complex. The transcript has 4 exons. Bases 118 to 570 code for a protein of 150 amino acids. The record is from RefSeq and is a predicted model, not a curated record. NCBI's taxonomy places the organism in Eukaryota, Metazoa, Chordata, Leptocardii, Amphioxiformes, Branchiostomatidae.